AUGAAAUUAGCAGUUCUAAUAGCGAUAAUAGUAUCAAUUGGACUCUGUUAUAGAACACCACAAUAUGAGAAUAUGUAAGCACUCAUAGUUCAAUAUGCUGGUGGUCAUAUAUUAGAAGCCUAAGCAGGAGUUCCUAGAUAAGUAGUUGUGGAUGUAAAAUUCAAGAAAACUUUCGAAGUAGCUCCUUAAGUUUUUAUUUCAUCAUAAUUACUUGAUUGGGCUGCUGGUUUACCUUAAGGAUAUAUGGAAAGAGUUAGUGAUAUCACAACAACAGGUAAUAAUUUUUUAUUAUUUAAAUAAUAAAGGAUUCAAAUUAAGUGGAGUUGCAGUUGGACCAUCUCCUGUUUAUUCGUUAUUUGUUAUUUGGUAUGCAAUUUACGAUCCAAGAGUUUAAGUCGUUACAUUUGAAUCUACAGAUGUAAAAGAACUAAAAACAGGUUAAGGUGAAAGAAAAAUAUCAUUUACAAUUNGGUACUAUUUUAAUUAUUAAGGAUCUAAUAUAAAUUCUGAACAAUUAUUUUUUAUUAUGCAUUAAAUAUUAUUUAAAUUUUAAUUCUAUACAAUCCAAUUAAAAUGA
This is a messenger RNA of Paramecium sonneborni, 577 nucleotides long. NCBI's taxonomy places the organism in Eukaryota, Ciliophora, Oligohymenophorea, Peniculida, Parameciidae. The record is from the annotation of a GenBank genome assembly.